AUGCAAGAGGUGAUCGCGCGUCGGCCGCGGCACGGCCGUGACGACGUUGGCGUCAGCGACGCGCACGACGUGAGCGAGGCAGUGUCCAUGUUGCCGGCGUCGAUGCCGCGGCAGCGCUCGCUGCCUGAGCGUUAUGUGCGCGUUGCAAUGGACAAGCUCUGGUCGCUGGUGUUCCUGACCGUCGCGUCGCUCGGGCUGUUUGAAGCGCAUUUUGGGACGGAUAUAGUCCACGCGGCUUCUGCGCGUCGCACGUUUGUGCAUUUGGGCGUUUUGUGGGGGACGCUGGUCGGCGUCUUUGGUGGGUACAUUGAAGUGUACCGAAACGUAGUGUUAGGGGAACACGUGCGGUACGAGAGCGUGAAAACCGCGACGCACGGCAUGCUCGCGUCGAUGUUGCUGUCGGGCCUUUGUUUGACCAUUGGCAUGUGGCCAGUGUGGCACUGGCUCACGCUGCCGUACCUGAUGAUGUGGUCCUGGGGCGUCGUCGUCCAGCUGCUGGUGAUCCUACCGCCAGUGUUGCAACGAGUCGUCUUUGUCGGGGCCUACUGUUGGUUCAUGUACUCGUACCUCUCUGCGUAUCUUUUGUAA
Hyaloperonospora brassicae is the source of this 588-nucleotide messenger RNA. Lineage: Eukaryota; Oomycota; Peronosporomycetes; Peronosporales; Peronosporaceae. The record is from the annotation of a GenBank genome assembly.